AUGCCAGAACCCUCCCAAGAGCCUCCUGCUGCCAACAUAGUCCCUCCGGAGAUUCUACUGCAGAUCUACUGCAUGCUGAGUCCCCGCGAUUUUGAAAAUGCGAGGAAGACAUGUUCACAGUGGAUGCGGAUCAGCUUAGAUCCCACUCUUCUGGAGAGCAUGCUGAAAAGAGCAGGGUGGUGGGAUGCCUGGCAGCGGGACCGCCAGAUCUCCCGCCUUUCUCCCUCUGAGCCAGAAGAGAGUUUGGUGUGGCGGAUGAGCAAACGGUUUGCAACAGAGUGUCUCCUAUCCGGACGCAAGACGAACGUUGAAAGAGCGGGUUUUCUAACAACGUCUAUCGUUGACUUCUCCAACCUAUCCAACGGCCUUCCGGCCUCGAAGAACCGCGGAUCGUUCUCUCAUGCCCACGCGACCGUGUCGCUGGAAGAGCACGAGAGCCAUGGCAUGUCCAAAUUCAACGUGAGCACCUGUGGCAACUAUCUUCUUGUCACCUCAGGAUCCAUGAUCUAUAUAUACCGUCUUCUCUCACGGCAGGUCGGUGAUUCGGUCCCAGUUUCUAUCAAUGCUCUUGGCGACCUGGAUUUUGCCCCCAUCUGUAGCAUUGCCUGUCCCGCCGCUAUUCUGUCUGUGACCAUCGACACCACCGCCCCUAAAUUUGUGGUCGCGGCUUUACUGCAAGGUCGGGUGGGUAUGAUCUGUGAUAUUGAUCCUACUUGCCCCCGAGCAGCAGAGUCUAUCGCUCGACAGUCUUCGGAUCAAGAGUCGUUGCAUUUUUACCGUGACAUUUGUUCGCCAGACGACCCCCCUCACAGCGUUUCCAUCUGUCCGGGCCGUCGAUGCGUCGCGUUCGGGUGCGGAAACGGCAUCGAGCUGCAUUGGGUAGACGAGAAGACCAGGCAGGACUGUCGCAAGCAUUUCCCAAUGUCUCAACCGUCGGAGAUCCUCCACUUCCUGCCAAGCCGCCCAGGAGAAGGAACACCAUUAGAGUUACGCCUAAUCUCAUCUCUGGCUGGUCCAGGAAUGCAAGGAUGCCAGUGCGACGACGCAUCGUACGGCGAAGCCCGACCGUCGUGUCAGUUCCAUCUGCUCGCCGACGUCCACUCCUUCACCCGCUGGACAAACGCCAGUACCGGCAAUCUCAGUCUCGUUCGCGCCACCCAUUGCCAUCACUACCGCGCGAUUCCCAUCAAUGAUGGGCUACAUAUCCUUUUCGUGGAGCCACGCACGGGACUGCUUUGUAUCGGAUCCGAUGCCCCGAUUGGUGGGCCGACUAGUCUGACACGAGCCUUGAUCUGCGUGCCUCCAUACGGCAAGGACCCGAUGGACAGUAACCGAGAGCAACGGAUCCCCACCGUCUUUGCCGCGGGCUCCGACCUCAGCUGGGGUCUGCGCGUGGUCGCCGCGUACGAAGAUCGAAUCGUUCUGUACUCCGUGCCGCUGGACGUCUUCAAUGUGAUCCGCAGGGAACGUGAACGGCAGGGCGACAGCGUCAUGGGCGACAGUGACCUUGCCCGGGACUGGUUCCUGGAUGUCGGUCGCAAGCGGCGGGAAAGCCUGGCCCAAAACCAGAGCGGCGACUGGGAUUUCCUGCUCAGCGUCUCCUACCGCCCGACGGCAAUGAUGUGGCCGCUGAAGAUCUACGGCAAGGAAAUCGGCCGGAUGGACCAGGUGGUCGAGCUAGCUCUCCAGUCCUCCACGGGCGGCGUCCGAGUCUGGGCGUUUGGCGCCUCCGGCGAAACCAACGUCAUCGACGUGGACACUUUCACUUCCCCGGCGAGACCCCUCGGCGAUGUCCCCUGCAAGUCCCUCUCGGUCGGUCCGGACGGCAGUCUCGUCUCACCAAAACUGAUCGACCGGGCUGAGCUGGGAUACCUUCCGCCCGCACCUUCAUCCUUCUCCUCCUCCUCCUCCUCCUCCUCCUCUCCAGCGACGACUCCGUCCACCACCGCCUCUCGCAAACGAAAGCAAACAGACGACCGCCGCGACUUUGGCGGCCAGUAUACCUCCAGCCAGCAGCUCCGCAAGAUCAUGACAGACUGUCUGGAUUCCUCGACAGACAGCGAACCGGCAUCGUCGGCAUCUACGGCUCUCUCGGUGGCUAUUAAGCGCCGCCCCUCGUUCGCGGCCUGUAUCGUCGACUUCAAGAUUCCCGAGCUCAGUGUUCGCGAAGGCCGAUGGGUGGAGGCGUCCGCGUGA
Penicilliopsis zonata CBS 506.65 is the source of this 2196-nucleotide messenger RNA. RefSeq lists its product as hypothetical. The coding region runs from base 1 to 2196 and encodes 731 amino acids. The record is from RefSeq and is a predicted model, not a curated record. NCBI's taxonomy places the organism in Eukaryota, Fungi, Ascomycota, Eurotiomycetes, Eurotiales, Aspergillaceae. Gene Ontology annotation, molecular function: protein binding. The transcript has 2 exons.